Lathyrus oleraceus (garden pea) is the source of this 1560-nucleotide messenger RNA. RefSeq lists its product as uncharacterized. The transcript is spliced from 6 exons. NCBI's taxonomy places the organism in Eukaryota, Viridiplantae, Streptophyta, Magnoliopsida, Fabales, Fabaceae. Bases 229 to 1257 code for a protein of 342 amino acids. The record is from RefSeq and is a predicted model, not a curated record.
UUACCAGACCCCACUACCAAACUUCCAACACAACGCUCCUUUUCAAAAUUUCCUACUUUAACAAUCACAUGGCUUGUUGCACGCCUUUUUCAUUUGAAAAUUCAAAUUUCGAAACGGUUACACUUGAUCAAAUCAAUGAAAACGCCCCAUAAAUUAAUUCAUAAUAAAAACAAACUUAAAUAAAUACCACUAUAUUUUUUAGUGAAAUUUGGAACUUUGCAAAGAAACAUGGGAGAAUCAGUUUCGUUUGGGAGGUUCAUGACGGAGUCAUUAGCUUGGGACAAAUGGUCAACAUUCUCUCAGAAUCAGAAUCGUUAUGUUGAAGAAGCUGAGAGGUUUUCAAAACCGGGUUCUGUUGCACAGAAGAAAGCUUUCUUUGAGGAACAUUACAAGAAACUUGCAGCUCAAAAAGCAGCUGCGUUGCUUGAACAAGCAACAAUUGAUGAGGCAGAAAGUGCAAAACCUGAAGUUGUUGAUAAUGAAGAAAAUGUAGUAGCUGUGAAGGAAGAUAAGGCUUUUGUAGGGAAUUCAAUGCAAAAUCAAUUUGAAGAUGUUGAUAAUGAUGAUACUAGUAAGGAUCUAAGUGAAAAGAAAGGCUCUAACUUUGGGAUGGAAGUUUUGCAAUCAAUGGACAAAUCGACAAGUCCUAUUAUUUCCGCUAGAGAUAAUAUAUCUACACCAAUGAACAAUAAGGCUUCAUUAAGAAAGAAGAGAUCAAAAGCUAAGUCAUUACCCAUGUCAGCUAAGUUUGCACUUAUUAGACAAAUUAAUAGAUUGAAUUCAAUAUUUAUGAAGAAAUUUGAAACUACAAGAGGUGGUUCUGGUUCUUCCAUAGCUUCAAAGGAUAUAUGGAUUCCUCUAACAACACCAACUAAGGGCUGCAAGAAUGAGUUACAGAAGCACCCUUCAUUUUCUCCAUUAUCAGAAAAGAAAAGAAACAUAAUGAAAUCACCUACUAUAUCUUCCCAACUCAGCUUGAGAACAGAAGAAAGGACUCCGCGUAGAAACAAGGAGAGAGCACACAAAAAGAAUAGAAAACUAAGACUAUGCUUUUGUUUCAAACCGAGGCCAAUACCUGAGUUUAACAAUGAAAGGGAAUAUUCUAACAGAGGGAAAAAGGAGGAUUCACUGACACCAGGAAGAAGAGUCACUUCUAGAGUUCGAAGCAAAGGCUCUUUAUCUUCUGAGAGUGUCAUUACUUAUGAAAAUAUGUCUCCAAAUAUUCAGCAUGGAAUCAAGAAUGAAAGAAAUAACUAAUUUUUUUUUAUAGAAGAGAAUACAGAAUCACUGAAUGAUGUCAUGGGACCACUUCUUGUUGUCAUAGUUUAUAUGUAAACUCUAAACAGGUAUUAAAUUGUAGUUGCAGUUUGGUUAUGCAGCAAUGUUGGAUAAAAGCUAAAGCUGCAAUCACAACUACAAUAAAGUUUUAGAGUUGAAUUGUACAUAUAUCUUAGGUUCAUGAAAAUGACUUGUGAUGAUGCCUUUUGAUGCAUGCGUGUAAACUAUUAAACAUAUUGCAAUAUGGUAUGGUCCUGUGUGAGAGACUUCCUUUGUUUAAAA